Messenger RNA from Coffea eugenioides, 981 nucleotides. Its product is annotated as heavy metal-associated isoprenylated plant protein 39-like. Gene Ontology annotation, molecular function: metal ion binding. Lineage: Eukaryota; Viridiplantae; Streptophyta; Magnoliopsida; Gentianales; Rubiaceae. The transcript has 3 exons. The record is from RefSeq and is a predicted model, not a curated record. Bases 216 to 713 code for a protein of 165 amino acids.
AGACUCGGAAGGCAGCUGAAGCGGGACAAAACACCGCCCAAAAUAAACUCGUCUCUCUCUCUUUCUUUCCUUUUAUCCUUUCUCGUCUUCUUUCCUCUUUUAUUUUCCUUGGAUUUCUCUAUCUACGGGCUACAAAAGCUGAAUAUUCCCUUCCUCUGUCUCGCCGCUUAAUUUAAGCCUCCAACUGCAGCUCUCCCCAGCUUUGCCCAGAGAAAAUGAAGAAAGUGGUGUUGAAAUUGGAAUUUUCUGAUGACAAAGUGAAACAAAAAGUCAUGCAAAAGGUGUCUGGCCUCGUAGGGAUUGAAUCAGUUGCAAUAGAUAACAAGGACAAGAAACUGACUGUAGUCGGUGACAUUGAUGCAGUCAAAAUAGUUUCCAAAUUAAGGAAGCUCUGUUACACUGAUAUAGUGUCUGUUGGACCAGCAAAAGAGCCGGAGAAGAAGAAGGACGAGUCACAAAAGAAAGAUGACCCCAAAAAGGGAGGGGACGAAAAGAAGGGAGGAGGAGGUGGUGGUGGUGGAGAUAACAAGAAGAACGAAUCAAAAGGUGAUGCCGUGAAAGCCUACCCGGCUUAUCAGCAACAUUACCUACCGGCCUAUCACCAAAACUACCAGCCACCGAUGCCGUAUCAGUACCAUCAUUACCAGCCAACAGCGCCGGCAUACUACGCCAGGAGUGCGGAGGAGGAUCCAAAUUCUUGCGUCAUAUGCUAACUUCCAAGGAUUAGAUGAAAUUCGGAGUCUUGGAUCAUGCAAGCAGCUCCCAUAAGACGCCGGCAGUGCCAGUUUCGUCUUUUAUAUAUAUAUAUAUUUUAUUUUUGGGUGUCAAUCCUAAGGAUGAUUAUUGUCAGUGCGCAGUGGUAUUGGAGAAAGUCAAGAAGAGAGGGCUGUUUCGUACAAUGUACAGUAGGUGAUGCUUUCAAUGAUGAUCUAGUUGCUAAUAAUUUUUUGGUUGAAUACCGUGUUGGCUUUGGUUUGUUUA